GGAGGGUCCGUCGUUUUCCCGCUACUGUUGCUACUGCUGCUUGCUGCUACUGCUUCUGCUAUCUACUGCUGUCGUCAUCGUCGCAGUCGCUGCUGUUGGUUAUGGCGACGAGUAGCUCCGACGGCUCCUGCACUGCGCCCGCGGAUUUCCAGCUCUCAUCUGAGCUGGAAGACGCGUCGAGUCGUCUGAGCAUGAAUCUGCUCAAGUGCCCAUUGUGCCAUAACAGCCGUCGGAUUUUUUACUGUCGCCAGUGCGUCCAGAACGGGGAUUUUAUACAUUCGAACACCGUCUACUCCGAACGGUUCGCGGAUAAACAAAUGCGGCUGGUACGGCUGAAGGCUGCUAGAGCCCAGUUAGAAGAGAAGUGCAUGAAGGCUCUGGAGAGGCACAAGCAGAGAGAUAAACUGAUUUGUGAUAUAAAUACAUGUAAAGAAAGAGUGAGACUACUACAGUCUCUAGUAAACGAAACAAGACAAAGUAUCAAUAGAGGUAAUCAACGUCUGAAUGUUUUGAAAGAUGUCAACUCUCAAUUAACUCUUCGAGUGCCACGGCACGAGGAUAGAAUAGAGAAAUUACAUCGAUAUGUUAAUGGCUUGAAAGUUAAGCAGGAGAAACAGAAAGAAGUUGUGGAUAGAAAAAGGGAGCAACUAAAGAAAGUUAUUAGAACUGCGGCCAAGCAGUUAAUUCAAUACAUUUUUCCUUUAUCUAAGGUCCAACCAAACAGAAGUUUGUGCAGCAGCGAGGACAGCGACAGUGCCACCUCGGAUAUUCUUACUAGCGCAUUAGCGGAUGCAUCAAGUACGUCAUAUGUACGGGGUAGAUGGAUUAACGAGAAAGAAAGUUCUCUAGAAAUCCAUCAUUCUAUUGUUGAACCAACGUUACCAGCGACAGGAGAUUACAGCGCUUAUUCUCUUUGGGUUGCGGCAAAUAAAGAUGGAGUGCCAGGUGCGAAUAAAGAAAAUGCGAUGCACAAUCCAGCGUAUAAUAUUAGUGCUGCUUUGACAUACGCUACACAACUGGUUAAUGUUCUUGCCUAUUAUGUUAAUAUAAAAUUACCGUAUAAACUUACUUGUGGAGAAUUUUGCGGGAAUGAAUUGUCGGACCAAAAAUUUGCUAGGAAAGUGGCAAGACUAAAUAGUAACGUAUUACAUUUGUGUCUUACGCAAAAUACCAAAAUAGAAGUUUUAAAUCCUAUGCAUACAUUGCAAAACCUGAUGCAUUUGCUCAAUACUGAAAUUAGUGAUCUCGGAAGAAUUGGACCAAUGGAAGUUGAUCCGUCUGUAAUAGCACAACUUCAUAAUCAAUUAGUUCCCGAUUUGGAAAAUAGUGAUGAUUCAGCUUCGGACGAAGAAGAUUUGUGUUGGGGAUGGGAAGCUGUAAGUCAUACUUCUGUAAGUUAUGUACGCUUCUAUAACGAAUUUCAAGCAAUAGGAACACGAUUGAUGGAUGCUGGUAUUCAUGGCGUUAUAUGUAUGCAGGUACCAAGUAUCGCUUGUCCUGAAAUGGCAGUACCAUCUUCUGCGAUGAUUAGUCAACAAUCUUCUAGUAUGCAGGUACAUCAGAGUGUCGCUGGUGGUUUGGUAACAAGUGCAGCAGCCAGUAUCGCUUCGAUUUGGCGAGGUUGGACUAAUAAAUAA
Atta colombica is the source of this 1637-nucleotide messenger RNA. RefSeq names its product beclin 1-associated autophagy-related key regulator (gene Atg14). The record is from RefSeq and is a predicted model, not a curated record. Bases 102 to 1637 code for a protein of 511 amino acids. Gene Ontology annotation, biological process: autophagosome assembly; cellular response to starvation; mitophagy. Lineage: Eukaryota; Metazoa; Arthropoda; Insecta; Hymenoptera; Formicidae. The transcript has 8 exons. Gene Ontology annotation, cellular component: mitochondria-associated endoplasmic reticulum membrane contact site; phosphatidylinositol 3-kinase complex, class III; autophagosome.